AUGGAUUUACCAGAACUCUCGCCGAGGAUGUUUACAUUAGGAGAAGAGCCCGAUGCAAUCAGGAGCAUUUCGUAUCAUUCUGAUGACACGAAGUUGUUUAAAGCUCUAUGUGAUUGUCUCACAGCUGACGAAUAUGAGGAUCUGAAGGCGUCGAAGUUAGGAGUGUUCAUCAAAUUCAAGGAGCUUGACUUUGGUUGGACUUCAAGGCUGGUACAUUUUUUGCUCUAUUUCCAGCUGGACAUCAAGAAGAAGUUUGAGCUCUGGAGUCUUGUCGUUUCACAACCUAUGAGGUUUUCACUGAUAGAGUUUGAACACCUCACUGGGCUGAACUGCGAUUACAUCAAGGACGUGGAAAAUCCAAGGUGUGAGGUUACGUCGGAGAUGGCUGCUUUCUGGGAGAAGAUGCGUGUUGAUAUCGAUACUGGGCCAAGUAUUGAACAGAUAACAGAAGCAUUUUACAACUGCGACGAGUGGUCUCCGGAUGAUCGCAUGCGGCUGGGAUCCCUUGCCAUCUACGCAGGAUACAUUGAAGGGAAAAAUUUCUCAUCCGCUACAUUAGCUAGUCUUGCAAGGCUAGUGCUGAUGGAUUCUCUGAAGGCAAAAGACUUGACGCAAACUGGUUACACUGUUGAUGGGUUCAUACAAGUGCUCCAAGUGUGGGCGUACUAUGCUAUGCCAGAAUUGGGUGCUAAUUAUGGGUCUCCCAUACCAAACAGACCGUCUCCACUGUUGCUGGCUUACAGGGGUGGCAAAAGACAACGCAAAUGUUUUAAGGCUGCUAUCAAUAAACAGACUAUCGUGAAGAACUUCGUUCAGAAGGAUUUUGAUGAAAUGUUUCCAAAAUGGGACGGAGACGUAGAUGACCCUGCCGCGGAUAACAUAAUUAAAGUCAUGUUUAAUGAUCCUGGAUGGGAGUGGACCAUGGAAUGCUGGCCAGUCACCGGUACUCGCAAGAUUGUGAAGAUGGAAGUGAGUCCAGUGAAUAAUGAAGUGAGUCCCGUGAAGUCAGAGAGUGUUGUGAAGGAAGAAAGUAGCAGACCUCGGAAGAAAGCUCGUAAAGGGUCUUCUGUUUCUGCUGAGACACCUGCGGCGGGUAGUGAACGGAUGACGCAUCAGCAGAUUGAAAAGUCCUUGAAGGACAUAUCUGAUGCCAUUAAUCUUGGCUUUGGCACGUGCCCUAAGGAGCUCAAGUUACUGGCGGAUAGGAUGGUAGCUGUGGAGAAUAAGGUGGGAAUCACCAACAGAGGGGGUUCAUCUGAUGAUCGUCAACUUACAACCACUUCAAAUCCACCAAAACCUGCUGACGAACCCGGGAGUGAAAGUGUGAAUGGGGCGAAAGCAGGACGGAAGGAAGCCAAAGAACCGAGUCUUACUACAGAACCGGGUUCCUCGAGAGAGCUCUGUCUUGUGAGUCCUGCAGCCGACUUACCGAGUGAUGAUCCUAGCCUUCUUAUAUUGGACAAACAAGUUCCCAUCGCUUCAGAUUUACUCGUUGAAUAA
Brassica napus (rape) is the source of this 1500-nucleotide messenger RNA. RefSeq lists its product as uncharacterized. The transcript is spliced from 4 exons. The record is from RefSeq and is a predicted model, not a curated record. NCBI's taxonomy places the organism in Eukaryota, Viridiplantae, Streptophyta, Magnoliopsida, Brassicales, Brassicaceae. Bases 1 to 1500 code for a protein of 499 amino acids.